Messenger RNA from Leptosia nina, 1491 nucleotides. Lineage: Eukaryota; Metazoa; Arthropoda; Insecta; Lepidoptera; Pieridae. The record is from the annotation of a GenBank genome assembly.
AUGUUCAAAUGGCUCAUCUUUCUCACUUGCAUCAACGUGGUGCUAUGCAGCUCCGAUCUGUACUCUUUACCUGAUCUUCCCCCUGGAGAAGCACCGGAGCCUAUCAUCACGUUCAUGGAAAAUACCUAUCGGUCUGGCAGAAGCCGGGCUGGGUAUGACGCUGGAGAGCCUUUACUGUUGACAAAAAUGAUAGAGGAAAAAAGGCUUGAAGAGGCAAGGAAGGCGGCGUACGUUGACCCUGAAUUUAUUUUACCAGAUAUGGAGAGUUAUGCUGGAUAUUUGACUGUAAACAAAGAAUACAACUCAAAUCUAUUCUUUUGGUAUUUUCCGGUGAUGGAAAAAUCUGUGGAAGAAACUCCCUGGAUUAUCUGGCUUCAGGGAGGACCUGGUGCAUCAUCACUCUAUGGGCUUUUUACAGAGAUAGGACCAUUUUUUGUAAACAAGGAAAACACUUUAGAAGAAAUGAAAUAUUCUUGGAGUAAAAAUCACUCUCUUUUGUUCAUUGACAAUCCCGUUGGGACCGGCUUUAGUUUUACUGAUGAUGAUCGAGGUUAUGCCACCAAUCAGACUACGAUUGGCGAAAACCUUUAUACAGCCCUACAACAGUUUUUGACGCUGUUCCCAGAAUUACGUAAGGCACCUCUGACUAUCGCUGGAGAAUCUUAUGCUGGAAAGCAUAUUCCGUCACUUGGAGUGCAAAUAUUGUGGCAUAAACAAGAGGAUGAACCAAUCAAUCUCCAGGGAUUAGCAAUCGGUAACGGUUUCAUAGACCCUCUAACUCUUCAGAGGUACAGCUACUUCGUUCGGGAAGCAGGACUAGUUGAUGACAAAGCAGCCAAUUUUAUGAAUCAAAUAGAAACUGCGGUGGUACAGUUUAUAAACAACGGGGAAAUGCUGAAGGCCUACGCUUACUACAACUAUUUAUUACAACUGUUUCUCUCGGAGUCAAAACUGAACAACUUGUACAACUACCUUCAAGAUGAAAUAAGUCUAGAUGGUGCAUAUUUAGAUUACAUCCAAAGGGAUGACGUUCGUCGCGCUCUUCACGUGGGAAAUACGAAUUUUACAUCAAUUGGUGUGGUGUACAGAAAACUCGUUCCAGACUUUAUGGGCAGUGCAAAGCAUUGGCUUGAAGAAUUGCUUGAAAAUUACAGAGUCAUGCUUUAUAAUGGCCACUUAGACAUCAUAGUCGCUUACCACCCUUCAGUAAACACAUACGAUUCUUUGUCCUUCUCCGGCUCAUUAGAAUACCGAGUUGCGAAGCGAUAUCCUUGGUAUCACAACGAUGAAUUAGCUGGGUACUUUAAGAUAGCGGGAAAUCUUACCGAAGUAAUGAUUCGUGGAGCCGGUCAUAUGGUACCAGCGGAUAAACCAUCACCAGCUUUUGGGUUAAUAUCAGCAUUCGCACGCGGCAUAUCAUUAUAUAAUGAUACAGGCUACUUAGUUCCUGAAAACGUCAUGAUAAGAACCCGCCAACUUCCAAUAAACUGA